AAGUGAUUGACUUAUUUCCUUCUCUUACAGGGACGAAUAUAUCUACAGGGGAGGAAGUGGCCAUAAAACUAGAAUGCAUCAAGACGAAACACCCACAACUACACAUAGAAUCAAAGUUUUACAAAAUGAUGGCAGGUGGUGUAGGUAUUCCAGGAAUCAAAUGGUGCGGGUCAGAGGGCGACUACAAUGUAAUGGUUAUGGAGUUAUUAGGCCCCUCUUUGGAAGACCUUUUUAACUUCUGUUCUAGAAAAUUUAGUUUAAAAACUGUCUUACUCUUGGCAGACCAACUAAUAACCAGGAUAGAGUACAUUCAUAGUAAGAAUUUUAUACAUCGUGACAUCAAGCCUGAUAAUUUCCUCAUGGGUUUGGGCAAGAAGGGCAAUCUUGUCUACAUCAUAGAUUUCGGCCUUGCGAAAAAAUACAGAGAUUCUAGGACACAUCAACACAUACCUUAUCGUGAAAACAAGAAUUUGACUGGAACUGCUCGGUAUGCCUCUGUCAACACUCACCUUGGUAUUGAACAGAGCAGAAGAGACGACUUAGAGAGUUUAGGAUAUGUUUUGAUGUAUUUCAACAGAGGGUCUCUCCCAUGGCAGGGCCUGAAAGCAGCCACGAAACGACAAAAGUAUGAAAGAAUAAGUGAAAAGAAAAUGCAGACACCCAUUGAAGAACUAUGUAAAGGUUUUCCUAAUGAAUUUGCGACGUACCUGAAUUUCUGCCGGUCUCUGCGGUUUGAAGAAAAACCAGACUACAGUUACCUAAGGCAGCUCUUCCGUCAGCUCUUCCAUCGUCAGGGCUUUACUUAUGAUUAUGUCUUUGACUGGAAUAUGCUCAAAUUUGGUGGUUCUCGAAAUCAAGAAAAUGAAAUAGAGCGAAGAGAUAGACAAAGCAGCAGACCUCAAGCCACAGGCGCCACAUCCCGGAUACGACACGACACGACAGUAGGAGGUGUGUUGCCCUCGCCAACUGCAGGAGUCGGGAGGCUGCGCUCAGGAAGUGAAAGUGAACAGCGUGUCAGUAUGAGAGUGCAUCGGUCUGGAACUUCUAAUGCCCAGACACCAGAACUUUCAAGACCCACAGAUAGAUGUGUAGAACAAUGGGCAAAUAGUGUGAGUCCCCCUGUAUCUGGAGGAGUCAUUCGACGAGGGUCUGCAGGCAAGGAAGGAACUUUCCGAUAUCCGACAAAAAAGUGAGAACUAAGCAGCCAGUAGGAACUUAAUCCCGGCAGUGACAGGCAACAACAUGUGAUAUUUAAGGAGCAACUGCACAGUUGUGAUAAAAGUCAUAACAUAGAUUUGAAAGAAACAUUAUGGAAACUUUCUAGUGCAGUUCUUGGUCCUCGUGGGUACCAGCUCCAGAGUGAGUGUGAUGAAGUCCAUUGUGAAAACUUUUUUUUAAUUUUUUUUAUGGGCCAAUCAAGCUCAAGCUCAUUUAAUAAAACUAUUUUUGAGUGAAUGUCAAGGCCUUAUAAAUACUAGCUUUUAUGGAAAUGUGUGUGUACACAAACUCAGUGAGUGUAAUCAUGUGAUGCUGUCAGUGCAUCUUUGAAUCCGUGAUUUAGGAAUGAAAACAUUUAUAGGGAAGAAGUCACCUUUGUCCUUCACGAAAUCCAUUUUUUUUUUAUUCCCUUUCACGUGGAAAAAAAAGUGUUGAUUAAUCAUAUUAAGGUUGCAGCAAUACUUUCCAAGUUUCUUAAGCUUUCUAUUUGUAAAAGUACUAUAAACCAGUAACUUCCAACAGUUUACGUACUACAUAUAUUACAGUGUUGCGUAUCGUGAAGUUUUAACCCAGAGGUAGCUAAAUAUUGUGAGGUCCCUUUUCCGCAGUUACACAAGACAGUGUUUUUUUGGUUAUCUAGUCCAGGAGUUACUGUGAAAGGCUUACUUACUAGUAUUACUCUACGUCACUGAGAGGGGGUUUCUUCUGAACUUUGGCAUCACUUCAUUUACUGCAUUAGCUUUAUCUUUUUUUAUGGAGGAAGUCUUUCAGAUGACCAAAGAAAGCAUUUAAGGAUCUCGUCAUUUUUUUAAUGGUCUUGUAGCAUCUUUUGGUAUAUUGUGCCUUUAAAACAUGGGAUCAAGUAGAUAUAAUUCUUUUACGUGACCAAGCUGUAUAUAAUUUUAUUUGAUAUUGCAAAAUAGUAUUUUAAUUUGAGUGAUUUUGCAUCACUCUGAACAAGCUUAUCAUUUCACUUCUUUUGACCCUCUCUGAAGUUUGUCUUAGCACUGCUUUAGCAACUGAGUUUAUUCAGGUUGGUUAUACUUUGGAAUGUUGCUAUACUCUAACAGUGUUGCCAGAUAUACUUUUUUUGUUCUGCAGUAUUUGACUGCAUUUACGUAUUCACCGAACCUAACAUCAUCCCAUUAUUGUUUUAUGUCAAAUCAGAUUUUGUAACAGGAAGAGGAAAAUGCAGUGUGCAAUGUUUUAAACUGGUUUUCCAAAGAUAUUCUUUAUAAUAACAUAUUUUGCUCUUGUGGAGUUCCAAUUAACAUCUCUUUCAACUCUCAUUUUACGAGGUGUUUUUUCAGCAGCUGUUACAGUAUUCUACAUAAUGUACAGUUACUUUUUACUUACUUUAACUGCUUAGUACAUUAUCUGAGUUACUGAUUUUUUUUCCCAUUUACUUCAAAUGUUCAUUGUUGCUGAACAAGCACCAAGAUAUUCUUGCUGUAAGUCUCUUACAGUAAUAUGCUGACUGAACUACAGGAAGACCACAAGCAGCUGAAUGUACUUGGUUUACCCUUGUUGCUCUGUGAUGUCGACCCAGCUUUGUAUGUCAGUAGAUAGUAGCCCUGUAAACCAUUUAUUUACUUUCUUAACUGCAGUAUUCUUAUUUCCAUAACGCUAGCAGGAAAAUUUCCAACAAUCACAAAUGUGCACCGCUUGAAUUUUCAGUAAACUCUGUAAGUUAUGAACGCUAGUUGUAUAAUCUGGGUAUCUUGUUUAAAAACAUAUGCUCUUCUAGGAUUUUAAAUCACCUACUUUUUUUCUUUUUUUUUUCCAUUUUCAUUCCCUUUAAUUUCACCAUUUUUUAUGCCAAUUUCACCACUUUAUAAUACACCUUCUUUUAUUUUAACCAUUAAAUUUCUUUAUAUAGGUUUCCCUUAUUUUAUAAUUUAAUAAUCUAUGCAUCGUUUAGAUAAUUUUCCUACUUGUAUAAGGGUAUGCAAUGUAAACAACCAUUCUUUAUUUUAAUUGUCAUUGUAAACUUGAAUAUAUUUAAGAGGACAGUGCAACACUUGAUUUUUAUAUGUCUUGUCAGUCUUUUAUCCUUGUUUACAUAAGAUGCUAUAUUUCAUCUAAUUACCUUGUCCUCUUCCAACUGAUUUCUAAAUUCUUUGCUCUUCAGUAUACUGUACAGUAUGGGAAAACAGGCUGUACAAUUAUGUAAUAAUAUGACUAAUAAAUGGUUCUAAUUAUCUGGCAACAAUAUGACAUGUUCUUCCUGUUUUAUUACUCUGUAGGGAAUAAAGUGCCAAGACUACAUCCAAGAAGUUUAUUUGCUCUAAAUUGCAUUUACUAAAUAGUUUUUUGCCUAAGAUUAUUUCCCAGUGCCUUAAUUGUUUACUAUAAAGUAUGCUGAUAAGAAUCAGUUACAUACCAUAAAAUGAUUGAGGCUUGGGUAAACGUAUUUUAAUUCAAAAGUCAGUAGUACAUACCAAGUACGUAGUCAGUUUACAAGACAGUGGUACAUCUAAAAUUAGCAUACAUGAAAUAUAGUUACACAUUCUUGACUUGACAGUAUAUACGUAGGUACACAGUAUUCAGCGAGAGGAACAUACAUAAUCAAGCUAUUAUCUACAGAUAAGCCAAUGUAAUAGGUAAUGAUUUUCCUGUGCCAUUUGCUUACAGGCCAACUUUUCUACUUGCUAACGUUCGUAAGUGUAAAGAAAAAGUAGUUUAAGUAAUCAAAACAGCACUGUUUUGCUUGAACUGUAAUAUCUGAUAGGAAGGAUGGCAAGUCCGUGUUACCAAGAAAAUGUCGAUACCCACCAUAAACAAUUUCUCUUACUCAAGUUACUAUACAGUUUCAUAAAAAGGUAAAUUUUUACUUGUAUUAUGAAACUAAAGAUACCCACUCUCUUUUGGAAGGAGUAUUCUCAUAACCUUUGAAUGUAGAAUUUGCAUUUUCAAAACAGAUGUGUUACCAAAAUUUCUUCCUCUACUGUAUUGUAUUUUACCAAUUUUAUAUCAUGAAUCUAAUGUAAACAAACUUUUCUGACUCACUAAAGCAACCAAACUACUAAAAAUGAACAGGAAUCACUGAUGGUUAAAUCCUUGAAGAAAGUGUAUUAAUACUGAAUAAAACAAUACUAUAAAAAAAAAUGUGAUUAUGUGGUGAGUGGGAGAUUUACUUCUUGUCAUGUGUUGCUGUAAAAUUUUACAGGGGUAGUACACUGUAUUAUAAGUUACUUGGCAAGUAUUUGCUUCAGAAUUGUAUGAUUAAUAACAGAUGCUAUGUAUCUUUCUACUGUGUGUGGUUUUAUUCGAGUGAAGGUAAUUUUAAGUUUUGUAUCUUACGAAUACCAAUGAUCUCAUUGCCGAUAGGUGUUAAAGGAGGCAUAUUUUGUAGUGGCGAGACCAAGACUAGGUAUAAAUGUGACAGUCAGAGCCAAAUUACAAAAAGCAAUCAAAAGACCACAGUAAUUUUGAAAAUGGAAGGUGGUUUCCAAUAAUUAUCCUCUUGUUGGAAACUCUUGGACAUGACUAUUUCUGAAGGGGUCCAAAAUGUUUACAAAAUAGUACAUUUGGAAAUGGAAUUCAGGCUUUAUUAUUUACAAUUGUACAUAAAUAUAUAUAUAUAACAUUUUGAUUAUCAAAUACAUAAAAAGUCGAAAUCUGAUUUCAGCUUAACGUAGAGCUUGUUUCAGCUGUGUGUAACAUAGCAACUUGCUUCAACAGGUGAGAAAUUAGAAAUUUAAUAAUCAGCUUUCUUCCUUUGGAAACAGUAAUCAGAUUUUCCAUCUCGGUAACAUUGGUGUAACAUUGCAUUUAGAUGGGGGGUCAGGAAGGGGCUAUUAUAAUGCUUUCAGCACAAAAUGGCAUACUGUAUUAAUCUCUUAAAGGAUGGAUGCCUCUUGCGUAAGCUACAAGACAUGAUUCUGGUUCUGCCAGCAUGGAUGAGAUAAGGUUCUUCUAUUCAGCACGCAUCAGAAAAUUCAGAUUAUAACGAGUUGGUACUCGCACCGUCUGGAAAGAGAGACUUGUGAAGAAAUUGUCGUUUAGUAAUGGUAGUGCUUGGAAUUGUUGCAAAAGAAAUGCUUACGAAGUUUUCUCAUUGAGCUUUUGAUCAAUAACUUGGGGCUAACCUGUACAGAAAAUGGGCUCUCGGAUACUGAUUACUUUGCUGAAAAUGAGUUUUUAUAAUCGAGGCGUUGGGUAUUUUGCUACGAACUAGAAAAGGAAGAAUAUACGUAUAUAUAUAUAUGGUAUAGUCCUUAUCUCGAGAGUGCUUUGACCAUCUUGUCUUCACCUUUUAAGAGUUUGUGAGUAUUUUCACACUGCCUGUAACCCCUUAAAAUUUGAUUUUCAUUUUAAAACAUAACGGUGGAUGUCAUCAAAAAGUCUAUAAAUAAAUUUUAGUAUUCAGUAUGUAAUGGAAUAAUUAAUUAGUAAAUGUUAUGUCAACGUGUUUGAUAGUGGCCAGGUAAAAGGUCUAGUGAUAAGUCCUAAUCUCUGUCAGUCCUAAAGUCCUAAUAAAGCAUCUGCUUGAUAGAAGAACACUGUGCUGUACUUUUUGAACACAUUCACUGUCUCCUGGAGAUUGGAUCAAAAUUUCCAAGCACUGACGCGUCUCUCCAUCAGUGCGAUAAUUAUCAUUUUGCAGACUGUAUCUUGAAAAGGUAUGGAAAAGAUGCUUUGUUAAUUUGCCCUGUAAUCAUGUGAAUAAUUUUUUAUCAUGUAAAAAAUGGGUCAGUGCUAUGUGCCAGAGGAUCAUCUGAGCAAAUGUAUUUAUUUUCUAGUUUACGAGGUACAGAGGCCAUCGUGUUAAAUGUGCUGAUCUGAGCAAAGAUUGUUAGCAUUAAUAACAUUUUGAUAAAGCAUUUACAAGAAAAAGAAAUUUGACUGUAAUAAAGGAGUUGUCAUAGA
Macrobrachium nipponense is the source of this 6090-nucleotide messenger RNA. RefSeq names its product casein kinase I-like. The transcript is spliced from 8 exons. The coding region runs from base 126 to 1193 and encodes 355 amino acids. Gene Ontology annotation, molecular function: ATP binding; protein serine/threonine kinase activity. Gene Ontology annotation, cellular component: cytoplasm; nucleus. The record is from RefSeq and is a predicted model, not a curated record. Gene Ontology annotation, biological process: positive regulation of canonical Wnt signaling pathway; positive regulation of proteasomal ubiquitin-dependent protein catabolic process; peptidyl-serine phosphorylation. Lineage: Eukaryota; Metazoa; Arthropoda; Malacostraca; Decapoda; Palaemonidae.